Maniola jurtina (meadow brown) is the source of this 3446-nucleotide messenger RNA. RefSeq lists its product as uncharacterized. The record is from RefSeq and is a predicted model, not a curated record. The transcript has 6 exons. Bases 101 to 2458 code for a protein of 785 amino acids. NCBI's taxonomy places the organism in Eukaryota, Metazoa, Arthropoda, Insecta, Lepidoptera, Nymphalidae.
ACUCGUAGCGGAUAGCGCGGUGCGGCAGUCACGCGAGUGCGGCUGACUGCUACGGUGGUCGCUACGUCGUUACGUCAGUACUACGCGCUACGGCUACGUAAUGUGGUGUUUUCUACUUUUGACUCUGUUCGUUACAGUCCAAGGACGCGCGGUAAACAUCAGCAACACAUGGGUGCUGCCAGAGGAGGGGUUCCCGGUGUUCUACCGCUAUUUCAGGGACCGCAUCUCGUGGUACGAGGCCGACGCGGUCUGCCAGUUCCAUCAUGCGAACUUGGUCACUGUGGACACGACGGCGCAGUACGACGCUGUUCGGGCAUAUCUUAAAGAGUUGGACAUCUCAAGUGCCGUGUGGGUUGGUCUCAUACGCAGCAACCCGGAUGGAGACUUCACUUGGACAGACUACCGCGGUUUGAGCGGGGACGGAUACUGGAGCGCGGCGCCGGAUGCUCGGUCUGCGCCGCUGUGCGCCGCAGCCGACCCGGCCGCAGACUACCGCUGGGAGGCCCGAGCCUGCGGUGGACCAUCCGUCGCGUCGUUCAUCUGCGAAUUACCAGUACCACAAUGGGCGCUUGGAAAUGAAGGCUGUAUGGUACGAGCACUACCAGCACUGACGGUGCUAUAUUUACCUGAAAGCGCCGCUGUACAACUCACUGCAGAUUGUGGCUUGGCUGGAGUAAAGAGAGUUCAAUGCACCGGAAACGUGAAACGGGAAGAUCUUCUUCAAGAGCUUUCUUGCGCAGAAGAACAAACGACUACUUCGCCAAUUGUAACAACACCACUGAUGUCGUGGCAGACUGCCACAGAUACAACGUAUUCUGAUCAAGAUACGAGUAAUGAAGUCAAUACAGAUGAAAAUACUACUACUGAACAUGAAGAUGACAUCAAUCAAUCAACCUCUAAUAAACUAUUGCCUACGAUUCAAAAUGCUCUUCUAAGCAGUACACAACAGGUACUGUUGACAAACCCACCAUUAAUAAACAAACUUUACAAAGUUCCGUUGGAGAAAAAUAUCAACUUGGAUAUAGUAAAUAAUAACUUGCUUAAUGAUAUUGUAAAGAUUCCUAACAGUGAAGAUUUUUAUACAAAUACUCAAUCACAAAAGUCUGAAGAUGAAAAACAGAUGCAACACAAAAAAUUACACGCUGAACUAGCUCGUCUCGGAAAUUUGGAAACAGUAUUUAGUCAACCUACUGAUCAUUUCGUGCCGCCGCUGGUAAUGGCUAAGGCUAAAAUUAGUGAUGACAUGACUGCAUUAUCAAUUGAAGAGAAAUUAGCUCAACAACUUUCUGAACAUCAAUUCACAGAUCACAAUAGUAUGCAAAGAGAUACUGAAAAUUUCAAAGAAUCCGAGAGCACUGAAACAUCAAACAAAGAUGUAACUACUGAAAAUGGAAUUAACAAUUUAUUAUUUUCAACAACAAAAGUAAGUGACAAUCAAUAUUCCGGUCACACAAAAUAUCUUUCACCAAAGAAAUAUACCAAACAGGAUGAAAUGAAAACAAAAAUGUUAAAGAAUAUUAAAUUAAUCAAAACUUAUAAAUCGUCUGUUGGUACGUAUUCGAAUAAUUCUAACGCAGAAGUAUUUGACACAACAACAGUUAAAUCAUAUACACAAAACUUUCACGCUAGUAAUAAUAAUCAUCAAAUGGAAGAAGAUACAUCCCUUGAGCUAACUGUAAUCAUAAAAGAACCUAGAAUCUACGAUGAAGAUAAUAAAACGCAAGGAAAUUAUUCUGAAACUAUAUUUUAUGGACGAAAAGAACACAAUUCACCAACAAAUGCAACAGUCAAUAGUUUAUCACCUGUUGAAAGUUUAGUAGCAUCUCCAACUACAGAACAUAAGGUUGUAAUGAAUGAUGAAGUAAUAAAAAUAGAAAUUAUUAACAAUAACAAUAAACAUCCUAAUAUAGACGUGACAGUAUUUGAAUUAACAACAAAAGUUCCUGCUUCUGACAAUAAAGCUAGUAAGAAUAAUUAUUCAGAGCAAUAUAAUAAAGAAACCACAGCGGUCACUAAUUUACCAUCUACAUCAGACAAAGUUCAAUCUCCCGAUGUAACUGUCAAUGACUUGAUAACUGCCUCUGUUCGGACUAACAUUGAAAAUAUCACAUCAGACUCUUCAACUCAUACAACAGAAGCAACUUUGAUAACGGUUAUAGCAGAUUUGAAUACUGAAGUGGAUGAAAAUUCAACAAUUAACAGUAACAAGGACAAAAAUAGUACGGAAGAGCCUAUAGUGUACAACGUAUCAAUAGCGGAAAAUAGCGAUGAAACUAAUGAAACACAUAUUACUGAUGAUACAGAAAGAAAUAUGACCGACAUAACACCGGAAAUCGAGGACUUCCAAUCACCAUUACUUUCCGCUGCCAACGAACCUUUGCACAAACCUAACAGGUCAAGGCGGCCACAAUCGUUGAAUCGAGCUAAUAAGUUCAAUCCGUUUCGUAUAUUAGGUUAAUUAAAAUAAUAAUAGUAAUCCUAUUUUGCAACUGCCACGAAAUUAACUCUACUACUAAAUACAAUGACUGAACCAAAUGAAAACAUCUGAUCAAACUAGAAUUAGUGUGUAUUUUACAAUCGCAAGUAUUGCGAUGGCACAGUGCACUUAGUUGAUUCUCAUAUUAUAUAACUAGCGUUUUCAUAGAGUUUUAAGUAUGGACACAUCAUUACCAUAAUAAUAUUUUUAUGUAAAUGCACUUCAAAUAAUAGUUAUUGUCUGUUCAUAUUCUGAUAUCAUUAAUCAUCUUUAAUCUUAAUGUAGCUACAUUAUAAAUGAAGUAGUCAAUUCUUAUAUUUCAAAUAGCAUAGCUAUAGUUACUGUUAUAAUUAUUAAAUUUCUAAGUGAUAGGCAACUUGAUGAUGGUUUAAAGAAAAUAUUAUUUACUACAUAAUAGGUACAUCUAAAUAAAUAAAGAAAUAUCGUUCAAAAUAUUUCCUAUAAAUAAGAAUGAAAAUUCAUAAAUCAUAUCAUUUUAGAAUAAGAAUCUUAACGGUCCUACCACAAAAAAAUAACCAAGUUUAACUAAUGAUAGUAACUGAUGAUGAUUGAAUUGUCAUUUUGAUAGUUUCUGCAUGAGAAAUCUGCCAGCUGUUUAAAAUAAGCACGCGUUUAACGGUUGUUUAAAUGUUUUGUGGUAAGAUCGUAGGUACAUGUUUUAUAUUUAGUUUUAAGAAGUAAUUUUAAAUAAAGAUUUUGCACAAAUAUAUUUGUCGAAAGGAACAAACCACAAGCCAUAUGUCUAGUCAUAUUAAUUACAGAGAUACGUCUCACCUCCCGUUCUCGCAACAUCCAUCACGGAAGACAAAUUAUUAAGACGAAGAUAAAUUCACGGUGGUAAACGGAUAUGUGGGUUGUUUAACCAUAUUUGUUUAAAGAAUUAUUUAUUUAUCAUAAUGUAGUAUACUAGAAGUUAAGCGUUUUAUAAAUAAAGAUUUAGACAAAAUAU